UCAGGUCAGAUCAGACAAAUGGAGGAAGUGAAGAUUUCUAAGAAAAGCAAAGUGGGCAUCCUGCCUUUCGUCACUGGGUUCGAGGAGUUGGCCGAACUCGCUGAGACAAUUUUCCGUAACGCAGAACGCCGAGGAGACCUUGACAAAGCGUACCAGAAGCUCAUCAGGGCUGUUUUUGUGAACGUGGAGAAGGUGGCCAAUGAAAGUCAGAAGACGCCGCGAGACGUUGUGAUGAUGGAAAAUUUCCACCACAUCUUUUCUACAUUGUCACGUCUGAAGAUUUCCUGUCUGGAUGCUGAAAGGCGAGAGGCCAAACACAAAUACACAGACCACCUGCAGUCGUAUGUGAUCAACUCUCUGGGCCAGCCACUGGAGAAGCUCAAC
This is a messenger RNA of Austrofundulus limnaeus, 384 nucleotides long. RefSeq names its product exocyst complex component 1. Lineage: Eukaryota; Metazoa; Chordata; Actinopteri; Cyprinodontiformes; Rivulidae. Gene Ontology annotation, biological process: Golgi to plasma membrane transport; exocytosis. Gene Ontology annotation, molecular function: phosphatidylinositol-4,5-bisphosphate binding. The record is from RefSeq and is a predicted model, not a curated record. Gene Ontology annotation, cellular component: exocyst; plasma membrane.